UCUGGUUCUGGUUCUGGUUCGGUUUUGUCUAAUGACCACCAAACCGCCUGAUCGGCAGGCGGUUCAGAUGGAUGCUUGUCCGACCACGACUUCCUUCUUCCUUGGAGGGACAACGUUGAAUCUUUUAGUUUGAUUCCGACUAGACACCAGACAAUACCAGAAACUCAAACGAUUCUUGGGUCAGGGACAGAAUUCGACGUGUAGUGGUGUUCUUCUUGGAAUUCCAGCCAGCUCAGCUUGAAUUUUGACUCGAGAGGAUCUUGAGAUUUCGAUUGGAGUUUGUUUGCUUGAUUUCUGUCGGGAAAUUUUUUGCCGUGCGAGCCGGAAUGGAACAAUUCCGGCAUAUUGGGGAGGUUUUGGGAAGUAUGAAGGCUCUGAUGAUGUUAAGAGAUGAGAUUCUGAUCAAUCAAUGCCAGUGCUGUUUGUUGCAUGAUGUGUUCACGUUGGCGUUUGACACGAUCGGAGAGGAGAUCCUACUGAACCUGAAACUCGAAGAGAAGAAGACGAAAUGGAAAGCGCUCGAGCAGCCUCUGAGGGAGCUGCACAGAGUUUUCAAGGAAGGGGAGCUGUACAUUCGGCAUUGCAUGGACGCAAAAAACUGGUGGGGGAAAACAGUCCUCCUCCAUCAGAACAAGGACUGCGUCGAAUUUCACAUUCAUAACUUGUUCUGCUACCACACGGCCAUGAUUGAGGCAAUUGAGAAUGCUGGAGAGAUUGCGGGGCUCGAUCAGGAGGAGAUGCACAAGAAGAGGAUUCUGCUCACAAGGAAGUAUGAUAGAGAGUGGAAUGACCCCAAACUUUUCCAAUGGAGAUUUGGGAAGCAGUAUUUGGUCCCGAAGGCGAUCUGCAACAGGUUGGAGAGUGCUUGGAGGGAAGAUAGAUGGCGGCUUGUCGAAACUCUGAAGGUGAAAAAGAUUUCAGGAUCCUUUGGUUUGACGAGGAAUGAGCAGCAACUUGGAGACUUGCUGCUCAAGAAACUCAGUGGGUCGGAAACCUUAAAUGGGAAGCUCUUUCCGAGCUCAAUCUUACUGGAAUCUGAGUACUACAGCGUUAGGCGGUGGUUAGGAGGAGGAACGCAGUACAAGGAGAUCCAGUGGUUGGGGCAGAACUUUGCCAUGAGACACUUCUUUGGGGAUAUUGAGCCGUUGAAUUCGGAGAUUUCAACUCUCCUCGCACUUUCCCACCCCAAUGUGCUGCAGUACCUUUCGGGGUUUUAUGAUGAGGAGAAGAAGGAAUGCUUUCUUGUUAUGGAGUUGAUGAACAAGGAUCUGCGCUGCUACAUGAAGGAAAACUGCGGCGCGAGAAGGCAGGUAUUGUUUUCAAUCCCGGUAGUGGUUGAUAUCAUGCUUCAGAUUGCAAGAGGCAUGGAAUAUCUGCACUCUAGGAAGAUCUACCAUGGGGAGUUGAACCCAUUGAAUGUCUUUCUCAAGGCAAGGAGCUGCACAGAAGGCUAUUUUCAAGUAAAAGUCUCGGGUUUCGGUUUAUCAUCCGUGCGCAAACCUACUUAUCGAAAAUCACAGCAGAAGAACGAAAUCAACCCUUUGAUUUGGUGUGCCCCGGAAGUCCUAGCUGAGCAAGAGCAACCAGGAAACAAAGGUCUUACCAAAUACACGGAGAAAGCGGAUGUAUACAGCUUCGCCAUGCUUUGCUUUGAGAUCUUGACAGGGAAGGUUCCUUUCGAAGAUUCACAUCUCCAAGGGGACAAGAUGAGCAACACUAUAAGAGCAGGAGGGAGGCCUCUCUUCCCCUACCCUUCACCAAAAUACCUCGUCAAUUUAACCAAGAGAUGCUGGCACAGUGACCCGUCUCAGCGCCUGAGCUUCUCGUCCAUCUGUCGCGUUUUGCGCUACAUAAAGAAGUUCCUUACUCUGAACCCCUAUGACGAUCAGCCUUUACUGCAAUCCCCUCCUAUGGAUUACUGCGAGAUAGAGUCAUGGUUCCUGAAGAAUAGUUCAGCUGCCGAAUACGCCGAUUUAUCCUCAAUAUCGCAACUUCCAUUCCAAAUGUUCUCUUACCGGCUAGGGGAGAAGGAAAAGACUAGCCCAGACAUCGUGAGGGUUAGGAGUCUGGAUUCCUUAAGUGAUACAGCAUCAGCGAUUUGCAAGCAAAAAUCUCCAAACGGCAAAGUUGACACUGUGUCCAUUUCAGAAGAUCCAUUCGUACCACUAAGCGAAUCGAGGUCCGUUUGCUCUGAUGUGUGGUCUGUUCAUGAUCUGAGGUCAGUUUCUUCCGAGGCUCCAAUGCAAAGAACUCUCACUGCCAAGAAACGUCAAGACGCGACAGCUAGAAAAGCCUCAGGUUACACUGGGACAUCAAAAACACCAACCACAGGAAGGACGUCAACACAAAGACUUUCAACACCAAGACUUGCGUCGCCAAGAUUUCCAUCGCCAAAACUUGCUUCACCGAAACUUCCACCUGCAAAACCAUGUCAACGCAGUAUGAAGACAAACCAAAGCCCUCCACCGCCAAGUCCUAUGAACACAAAGAGUAGUGCGAGCCGAAGCAGGCACAGAACGAGGGGGCACGUUUCGGACUCGGAGAUACAUUAG
Molecule: messenger RNA, 2552 nt
Organism: Pyrus x bretschneideri (Chinese white pear)
Lineage: Eukaryota; Viridiplantae; Streptophyta; Magnoliopsida; Rosales; Rosaceae
Product: mitogen-activated protein kinase kinase kinase 7
Exons: 4
Coding region: 327-2552 (741 amino acids)
Biological process (GO): protein phosphorylation; signal transduction
Cellular component (GO): cytoplasm
Molecular function (GO): protein kinase activity; ATP binding
Source: RefSeq, a predicted model, not a curated record